AUGGCGCUCCAGGAUUUGUACUGCCUCGCCUACGCCCCUCUCCAGGGCACAUGCUUGAUGGACCUGGAGGAAGAUGACUACACGCCAGAGACCCUUCAGAAGGAAAUAAAGUUUCUUCAGAAGUUCACAGCAACCAGUUUGGAAGUAUUCAACAAGUUCUUUGAGAAGGAGGAUCUUUCGAGCGCUGAGGGGACAGCUGCGCUCUAUUGCAUGACGUCCUUCUUCAACCGCUUGCAAGUCGUCUCAUUGCGUGCCAGCACAUUGGCUGGAGAGCUCAUGGCACUAAAUAAGGUCGACUACCAUGAAACCCUGAAGAACCUUACUUCGAAGGCAAAGGCGGAGGGACUUCAACCCGAGGACAGUCGUCUUGAGGAUAUCGUUGAAACAGAUAAGGAGGCAGAGUGGGAUUUCCCUGCUGGCGGAAAGGGCAAGGUGGAGUUCCGGCACUCCGUAUCGAUGGUGGCACCCAGGGACUACGAGAAAGAUGAGGCAGCUGAAGUAUCUCACCAGCCAGUCAAACCCGAGUUCACUAGGAAGAAGGUGCGGAAGGCAACCGGGUACGCCAAGUUCAACUUCACAGUGUGCGUCUCUAUCAAGCUCAAUCUAGUGUGGGUGCAUUUGUUCACGCAUCGUUUGCCAGCUGAUGAUCUUCAAGAGUCGGCGAACAAGUCUGACGAUGAAACGGAGGAAACGAACCCAAGCUCCGUUGCAAGCGAAUCCCGGCCUCCAUCAGCGAAGAAAAUGGACGAUGGUUCUUUCUCCUACCUAUGCUGUUUCUGCCCAAGUGGAAAUUCAGGUACUGGCGAGAACGAGGUGGUCAGGCGUGGCUCUUCAGUGUCGCUGGGGACUGUGCAGGAAAUCCAGGAUAAGGACGCCGACGCAAACUGGCACGACUCUGAGCGCCAUACAGGCCGUUACGCUCGUAUCCGUGGCCGCAUUCCAACCGGCCACGCGUCCCUCAUGAAGUCGAGCAGUGACGAUAUGCUGGACGUGUUACUCGCUGAGGACUCCGAAGAAGGCCGUCGAGCGCGCGAGUUACUGCUGCACAACACCGAGCUGAACUCUUCCUCUCCUCCUGUUUCUGGCCGCUCGCUUAGUUCUGAAUCAUUUGAGACCCCUAGUUUGCCCGAUGAUGCACCGAAGGGCCCGUUUCACACAGGAGAUUCACAUUCCCGGGCGAACCAUACGGCCGGUGAAAGAGGCACAGAGACCAGUGGUGCCCAAUCAAGAAGUGCGUUAUCUAUUCUCGAAUGCCACCUCAGCCCCAGUAGCUGA
This is a messenger RNA of Eimeria maxima, 1275 nucleotides long. RefSeq lists its product as hypothetical. The record is from RefSeq and is a predicted model, not a curated record. Bases 1 to 1275 code for a protein of 424 amino acids. The transcript is spliced from 11 exons. NCBI's taxonomy places the organism in Eukaryota, Apicomplexa, Conoidasida, Eucoccidiorida, Eimeriidae.